AUGUCUGAAUCAGACCAUUCAGAACAUAGUGACACCGAUACCCACAAAUCCGCCGAUACCCACAAAUUCGUCGAUACCCACAAAUCCGCCGAUACUAGUGAUUCUGGUCAGUCUAAGAACACCAUGUUUCGAGGUUCCAAAUCGGAGUUUCAUCUCUCUCCUGUCGUCUCCAAUAUUAGGAACCACAUUCCUAUUAUUCUUGAGAUGCAAAAAGAUCAAUAUGACACCUGGGCCGAGCUUUUCCGCAUCCAUGCUCAACCCAACUCCACUGCAAUGGAAACAUGGAAUCGCUUGGAAGAUAUUUUUCAAGACAACCAAAAUGCUCGAGCUGUCACUCUUGAGCAAGAGUUUUCUAACAUUCGUAUGGAAGAUUUUCCCAAUGUAUCAGCUUACUGUCAGCGUCUUAAGAUGCUUUCUGAUCAGUUGAGAAUUGUGGGCUCCCCUGUCAACAAUCAUCGUCUGGUCCUUCAGCUGAUCUCUGGUCUCCCAGAAGCUUACCGUAGUAUUGCUACUUUGAUUCGCCAGAGCAACCCUCUUCCGGCAUUCUAUUAG
This is a messenger RNA of Lathyrus oleraceus (garden pea), 552 nucleotides long. RefSeq lists its product as uncharacterized. The transcript is spliced from 2 exons. NCBI's taxonomy places the organism in Eukaryota, Viridiplantae, Streptophyta, Magnoliopsida, Fabales, Fabaceae. Bases 1 to 552 code for a protein of 183 amino acids. The record is from RefSeq and is a predicted model, not a curated record.